AUGCCGCUGCAGACGGAGAUCCUACGAGAGGUUUGGGCGGCCGAAAGCCCCAGCGAGGAGUCGGGGAGCCCCCAGCAGCAGAAGCCAAAGCAGGCCCCCCAGGCACGGCGCUCUCCAUCACGGGGUCGCUUGAAAUGCCCAGGGGUGAAGAAGCUGAGGAAGAAGAAGGAGGAGAAGGGGGAGGAGGAGAGCGACAAGGACCGCUGCCCUAAAGCCACCCGGGAACCCCGAAAGAAGAAGGAGAGCCCGGCACCCCACUCCCGCGUGGCCAAGAUCCCAAAGAAAGCCACAAGCCACGAGGGGGCGGUGUGGCCGUGCGCGCCCCCCCCGCCGCCACCCACGGCCGGGACCGUGCCCACGGCAGCCGGUGCUUGGGGGGGGGACGGUCCCUGCCGAAAAAAUUGGGGGCUGCGGGGACCUGCUCCCGGUGAAACCGUCCCAUCGCCAACGCCGUCGUGUCCCCGCUGGGCAGAGCCGGCCGAGGACUCGGAGGAUGAGGAUGAGGAGGAGGAAGAGGAGGUGGAGGAUAAAGAUCCGCCGAAAAAGCUGAAGAAGAAGGUGCCCAAAGAGCCCCCCGCGGGUGAAGGACGGGAGAAGAAGCUGAAGGCGAAGGGAGACAAGAGUGACCCCGAUGGCAAAGCCAAACCCUCCAAGAGCACCAAGAAGGAGCCGACGGCCAUGUUCCAGGUGAACGGGGAGAAGAAGGAGAAGAAAAGCAAGAAGAAAGCCGCCACCGGCAGCGAUGAGGAGGACGACUCUGACUCCAGCACCAAACCCAUCAGGUCGGAGAAGAAGAAAAACCCCGCGUCCCUCUUCCAGACCGGCGGGGACCCCCCCAAGGAGAAGAAAACCAGAAAGAAAGCUCCCCCCAAAGCAGCCGACAGCGAGGAGGAGACCCUGGAGUCACCGCAGAAAAAUUCCAACAAGAAGGGCAAAGGGAAGAAAUCCAAGAAGAAGGAGGAGAGGCCCCCGUCACCCGUCAUCGAGGUGGACAACCUGGAGGAGUUCGUGCUGCGCCCGGCUCCGCAGGGGGUGACCAUCAAGUGCCGGGUGACACGGGACAAGAAGGGCAUGGACCGGGGGCUGUACCCCACCUAUUACCUGCACUUGGAUAACGACAAGAAGGUCUUCCUCCUCGCUGGGAGGAAGCGCAAGAAGAGCAAAACCUCCAACUACCUCAUCUCCAUCGACCCCACGGACCUGUCGCGGGGCGGCGAGAACUUCAUCGGGAAGCUGAGGUCCAACCUGAUGGGGACGAAGUUCACCGUGUUCGACAACGGGGCCAACCCAGGACAGGGCCAACGCCGACUGGUCCAACGUGCGGCAGGAGCUCUCGGCCUGUGGUUUACCCCGUGGUGGUCGCUGGAUUUAUGGCCGGGGCUUCUCCUGCAGGAGACGAACGUCCUGGGGUUCAAAGGGCCCCGCAAGAUGACGGUCAUCAUCCCUGGGAUGAACUCGGAUAACGAGAGGGUGCCCAUCCGGCCCCGAAACGACAACGACGGGCUCCUCAUGAGGUGGCAGAACAAGAACAUGGACAACGUGAUCGAGCUGCACAACAAGGCGCCGGUGUGGAACGACGAGACCCAGUCCUACGUCCUCAACUUCCACGGCCGCGUCACCCACGCCUCCGUUAAAAACUUCCAGAUUGUGCACGGCAGCGACCCCGACUACAUCGUGAUGCAGUUCGGGCGCGUGGCCGACGACGCCUUCACCAUGGACUACAACUACCCGCUGUGCGCCCUGCAGGCCUUCGCCAUCGCCCUCUCCAGCUUCGACGGGAAAGCUGGCCUGCGAGUAGCCCCCCACGCCGCCCCCCAUCCCCCUGUGCCCCCUCGCUCCCCAUUUUUCGCUCACCCAAUUUCGGCCGCCCGUUCCCCGGCUCGCCCGGGGCCGGCUGCGGGUCCCGGGCAGGAGGCAGAGUCAGGCCCGGGGUAUAUUUAGCAGAUGAGGCUGCCUGUGAUCCCGAUUUCAGCCCUUUGAGACGUUUCUUGGACUCGAAUCCUGGAAACUCAUCCCUCUUUUUUUUUUUUUUUUGGUCUGUUUUGUAUUUUGUAGCGUGUUCUUUAAACAAGAAGGGGGGGUUGGUGGUGGCCUUUGGUUUGGGGUGGUUCCUCGUCCCCCUGCGGGCGCGUGGCCGGGCUCUGCCCAAGGUCACCCCGUGGCACCCCCAGCGCCCACCACCUCCAGGACCAGGAUUUUAUUUAACAUUUCAUUUAAGCACUACGAGUGGGCACAACACUGCUGGGGGGCAAGGAGCCCCCAGCCCAGCCGAGCAGCAGGGGCCAGCCCCCCAGCACCCCUUUGUUUGCUCCUCUGCUGCGCACACCACUGCUCAGUGCCUUUUGGGCACAAACCCCCUGAUUUUCACCACUUUCUCCUGCACAAAGUGGCUGUGACGUGCCCAGAAGUGCAGUGCCCCUGCAAGCCGUGGGGGUGCCCAUGAGCCCUGUGGGAUUUGGGUCCCCAGGGAGCAGCCUGGCCCCCAUAGGGUGGGCACGUGCCGGAGGGGCAGCCGGUGCCCCCAGGAGCAGACCUGGAAGGGAAAAGCACGGUCGCAGGCAGAAGCAUCGGGUGAUUCACGAGGUGUGGGGCAGCUCUGAGCCACGCUGCUGCACUGGGGACCGGUCCCGCAGAGCCCCCGCUCCAUCUCCAUGUGUCCCCGGAGGUGACAAAGUGGGGGUGCCACCCCGUGACUCGGGCCCCUGGGUUGUAAACGGGUGCUGAGCAAGGGGAGAUGCUGGAGAAGGGUGGCGUGGGGGAGCAGGGCAGCUCAUGGCCUGUUUUCUAGCUUUGGUGGGUGAGGAUCUGGCUGCAUGGAGGGUCCUAAAUCCCUGAUUUCAGUGAUAAGAAACACUGGGACACAUCAGGGUGUCCCAAAAAGCCAUCCUGAUGAUGCUUCUCUCCCCUGCUCGUCUCACAGACUGCCCCCCAGGGAUGCUGAUACAAGUCUGGGGUCCCCUUGCCUGGGUGCAGACGGGUCCUCCCCUACCCUGGGGGUUCUCUGAGCCCCCAAAGUGCCACGAAAGGUGACUGGAGCGGCCUGGCAGAGGAGCAGGAAGCAGAUGAGACAGCCGUGGUUGUGCAAGAGGGGUGCUCGUCCUCACUGGGCAGUGUCGCAACACCGCCGUGGCCUGAGCCUGUCCCUGCGCUCCCAUUGUCCCCAUGCUCCCAUUGUCCCUGUGCUCCCGUUGUCCCCACGAGCCCAUUGUCCCCAUGCUCCUGUCCCCACAAGGGGUUGGGGGCAGAAAGUGGCAGCGCUGGACCCGUGCUGGACCCCGCACCUGGUGCGAUGCAA
Anas platyrhynchos (mallard) is the source of this 3295-nucleotide messenger RNA. The record is from RefSeq and is a predicted model, not a curated record. Lineage: Eukaryota; Metazoa; Chordata; Aves; Anseriformes; Anatidae.